CGGACCGGUGCUGCCAUGGAUUCGUUGCCAGGGGAAGACCUGACGCUGCCGGUAGCCUUUGAGGCCAGCGUCUCCCAGCUGCCAGACAUCUCUCGAGGGGACCCCCGGCCCGGCCCGGCCGGCGGAGAAGUGCUACCAGAUGUGGCAGAAGAGACAGUCUCACCAACUAGAGCUCGGACCAUGAAGGACUAUGAAAAUCAAAUCAGUGAUCUGAAAAAAGAGAACUUCAACCUAAAGCUGCGGAUAUACUUUCUGGAGGAGCGGAUGCAGCAGAAGUUUGAUGGUCCCACUGAAGACAUAUACAAAAUAAAUAUUGAGCUGAAAGUUGAGAUAGAAAGUCUGAAGCGUGAACUGCAGGAGAGAGAGAAACUGCUCAUCAAAGCCUCUAAAGCAGUUGAAAGCUUGGCCCAGGGUGGGGAUGCUGAAACGCAGCGUGUGAAAGAGGAAGCACAAAAGAAGAUGCAAGAGAUGGAAGAAUUCCUGACCAGCAGAAUAAAUGUUCUGGAAGAGAAUCUUAAAGUUGCCCGAGAAGAUGUAGAAAAAGCCAUUGCAAUGUCAGAGAAGGAGAAAGCUCUGAGAGCAGCUGCUGAGCAGAAACUUUCUUCAAUUAUGAAUGCCCCUGCAAAGGAUGUGGAUAUGAUUACAGGAGCUGAGAAAGACAGACUUAUAGAGCAACUGAAUCUGUCACUGAAAAGUAAAGAAGCUGUAAUUCAACACCUUAAAGAGGAAAAGUCUCACAGUGGACCUUAUGAUGGGAAGUUACCAGCAGAAAAAAUCAGAGAACUUACCAUUGCUCUGAAGCAUGAAAAAGACAGUGAGAUAGAGGCUAUUAGAAUGGAGUUUAAAAAUGAGAGAAAUUCCCUUGAGAAAAAAAUUCAAUUACUUAAAGAAGAGCUGCAAGAGAGAGAAAAUGAGCUUGCUGUUGAAAAGAAGAAUGGUUUGAAAAGGGAUAAAACCAUUCAAGGGCUAACUGUUGCAUUAAAAGCAAAGGAAAAAGAGAAUGAGGAGCUUGGUUCUGAAAUUGAAGAUCUAAAUGCUUCAUUGGCUAAGGCAAGAGAGGCAACUCACAAAGCACACGUCCAAAAAUUUAAGGGUGCAGAGGAUUAUCAAGCUCUCUUGAUGGAAAAAGAGACCCUCUUAGCAGAGCUGCGCUCAGAAAACCUGACAAAGGAUGCUGAGAAUCGUAAACUACAAAGGAGGAUUAAAAGGACUGAUCAAGAGCUAAAUGAUUUGAAUUUAGAAAGAGAGAAAAUGGAGAAGGAGCUGGAUGAAGCACAACUUCAGAAGAGCAGAAGUGACAAAACCAUUAACGAUCUUAGAAAUCAGCUAGAAAAAUUACAUGGUGAGAUGGCUGAGAAAGAAAAAGCAGCUGAACAUCAUUACAAUAUCCUCUUGAGUGAAAGCAAUCAGAAGUUGCAGAGCCAAGAACUAGUGAUCAAGCAGCUAACAGACACUGUCAGUCAAAAGGAUCUACUGCUUCAGAAACUUGAAGGAUCAGUUAAAGAAAAGGAUGCUGAAUUGCAGGAGCUCAUGAAUAAGUACAAGAACCUUCUAAGAACCAAUGAAGAACUUGAACAGAAAAAUGAGGGUUUAGUAAAGGAAAAAUGUGCUGCACAGUCACAACAGUCAAUCAUUAAGAUAGUCAGAGAGUUAGAGGAAAAUAAAGAAGCUGAAUAUGAAAAGCUGAUCCUUGCUUUACAAAAAGAACAAAAUAUUUAUUCUACGCUAGUGAAGACCUUUAAGGAAUCAGAUAGUAUAAAUAGCUUGCAGACAGAACUAAACAACAUUUUCCUGCUGCGGAAACAACUGGAAGAAGACGUUUUAGCAAAUCGGAACCUACAGAAGGUCUUGGAGGAUCAGAUUAAGGACAUUAGAAACCGCCAAGAUGAAACGCUCUCCUUCUGUGGAGAUCAGACCUCUUAUAUGAGUAUCUGUUUAGGAGAGCAAGAUCAUUUAAAUCUACAGAUAGAUCAUCUGUCUCUUGAAGAACUAAAGAAAAAGGUUACUGACCUUCUCUUGAUGGUUAAGGAUCUGCAGUCAAUUAAUCAAGAACUGAAGAAAAAACAGCUUGGACUUAGCACAACAAAUCCUCAAGGGAAGGAAGGACUAAAAAUACUAAACCACAGUGAGUGUCUUGAAGUAACAGAGGAGCCUGUGAUGCAGACUGAAGAUGGUGACAAUGACAGGAAAAUGCAGAGCAGUCCGUUUGCUGAGAGGGUCAGUCAGGUAUGCCUUCAAGUAUCACUGGAUUUUCCGUGUGAGGUGGAUAAACAGAUAACUCCAUCAGGCCGUUCAGAGAGUUUCUGCAAAGAUAGACAUUAUAGGAGUCCAAAUAAGCCUCAAUUUGAACGUGAUGCAACUGGCAAACACUUUGGCAGAACAGGAGUCAGUGAACAUGAAACAGAAGAGAGCUUGCUCACAUCUCUUUUAAGAGAAAAUAGAACAUCUGUACUGGAAUCUACCAGACAAGAACAAAUGAAAAUUGUAAAUGAACUCUUAGAUCAUCUGAACACAACUGAGGAAGAAUGUUCAAGUGAAGAUACAGAGAAAAAGGAUGAAAAAGAUCUUAGGCAAAUGAUUAUUCAACUAAGAGCUGAACUCAAACAUUUCAAGCAGGUCAAUAAAUUCUUAAAGCAGCAAGUAGAACUGAAAUCAACUUUUGAUGGGAAAGAGAAGCUUUAUCCAGAUGCAAUGCCACAGAUUAAUAAGGAUAUUGAGUUGUUGAAAAUGGAAUUGAAAGAUGCAGCUACACAAACAAUAACUUUAGGGGGUAAUGUCAUGAGACUCAAACAUGAAGGCAAAACAGGAGCCUCAGAAGAAAAGCCAAAAUAUGCAAGAUUAAAUGCAGAAAAAGAACAUCAAGAAGAAAAUGUGUGUACAAAGGGUGAACAGCAUGAAAGGAGAACAAAUGAAACUGAUUCUGCUCACCUGCCCAAGAAAUCCCGUCUUCCUGUUCCCUUAAAACCAUCCAGACCAUUAGGAAAGAGACCUUCGAACUCCAGGAUGCAGAAAUCCGCUUCAAAACUACAGCAUCGUACCAGGGCACCUUGUGAAGCUCUGAAAGCAUCAGAAGUGGAAAACAAACAAUUUCAGCCACAAACAAAUGGAGAGUUGUUAUUGAACGAGUCUGGAACUGAAAACCUUCAAGAAGAGCCUGCAAAGGAAAGCACAUCAGUGAGAGCUGACUCAUUACUCAGACUGGAUGAUAGUGAGGUCCAGGUGGAGUUGCAAGAUGUUUAUCCAGGUACAGAGAGCAAGACUGACUAUGCAAUGGACAAAAAUCAGCCAAAGUAUCAAGAAAUGCAAAAUCAUGGUACCAUUAGCAACGUGAAUACCCAGCCUUCAUUAAAAGAGAUAAAUGAAGAGUUCUGUUUCAUGGAACAUGAGGACAUUGACUCAGCCACUGCAUAUGCAGGUUCCAAGUGCCUGUGUUCUCCCAAAUUGAGUGUAACAAGUACAGAUGCACUUGAUGACUGUGGAGUCAUUGAUGAUGUAGAAGAAUUGAAACAAAGAAUUAAGGAUAUGAAGUCUGAGCUUGAAAAGUACAAAAUGUUCGUGUUUCGUUUACAGACCUCUGACCAGCUGUUAUCAAAUGGUAUCUACGAUAUAGUUUUGAGUGACACAGCCUUGCCUGUGGAAGGAUGUGUUAGACAAGUGAAAGAUACAGCUAUGCAAGAAUUCAAAACAUCUUCUAGUGUCCAUCAGCUGAUGGAUUAUAUGGUCCACGCUGAAAAUGGGAAUUCGGAGUCUUCCAAAGCACCUGAUCCAUGGACGGCACAAAACCGUAAGGAACUACUCACAGCAAAUGAGGCAGAGCUUGAAAAAGACCAAAUUGCAAAUACACAUCCUGAUGAAGUGCAUCAUCUUCACAACAAACUGAGAGAAACAUCACCAUCCAAAUAUGAUUCAUUAGUUCAUUCACAAGCUCGAGAACUCUCCCUUCAAUGCCAACAAAUUAAAGAGAUCUGCAGUGGUUGUGUCACUUACCAUCAACAUUUGACGAGCCUUAUUAAAGCUUUUGAGGAACUGCUUCAAGCCAGUGAUGUAGAUUAUUAUGUUGCUGAAGGCUUCCGUGAACAACUGAAUCAAAGUGUGCUGCUGUUUGAGAAGCUAGAAAGGAAAUUCCUGUAUGGAGAAUCAAUAGGUACAGAAGUUACUAUACUUUAUGAAUUAGCUCAAAGGGAUAAUGAGAGGAACGCCACAAUGUACCAGCAAGUGAAGGAUGAGUCACCUGUACCAUCUGCUCUUCAUAGCUUGUCUGAGUUUGAUUUGUCAGAGAAGUCCUCUCUUGGCUCACCUGAGCACAGGCAUGACCUGGAAGGGCAGCGCGGCUCACCGGCGCUUCCGCCAAACAAGUUUCCCCCAGAGUUAUUAAUGGAGCAUCUGCAAGAAAUUAGAAUCCUGAGACAGCGUUUAGAACACUCCAUAAAAACUAAUGAGAGACUGAGGAAGCACCUUGAGAGACAAGCAACAGACAAGGAACUAGAUCAAGGUUCUGCAAACAUUUUUAUCCAUGGCUCAGAGCAGCAUAAUUCCCUGACUUCUGAAAUACAUUUCCUGAGGAAGCAAAAUCAAGUUCUGAAUGCAAUGCUAGCAAAAGGAUCCAGAGAUAAACAAAAGGAAAACGAAAAGUUAAGAGAAUCUCUUUCUAAAAAGAAUGCAAUCAUUGAGCAUCUUCAGGAGGAUUAUGAAUGCAUCAAGAGAGAAAAUGAAAGGCUGCAAAAGCAAAUUGGCCUAAAGGAAGAUGAAACCAGAUAUCUAACUUGUCAAAUUUACAGCAGUCGUAAUGAAUUAAACAGGUUGCAAACAGAAAUCAAUGUCAAGCAACAUCAGCUGUCCGAGAACGAGAAGUUGCUGCAGUCACUCCGCACUGAGAUCAAGGUUUAUGAAAAGUUGGAAGAGGCAGGAAGGAAGAGGACAGAUCCCAGAUGUGAUGCAUCAGAAGAAUUCCACAAAGAUCAGAAUAAUCCACUUGAUUUACACCAACUCUUGACUGAAAUACAGAGUUUGAGAGUGCAGCUCGAAAGGAGCAUAGAGACCAACAAGUCUUUGCAUGAAAAACUGGAGGAACAGCUUUCAAAAGAGAAGAAACAGGAAGUGGGAUCAGUGUCAGCUGUAAAUAUCAACUGCCUUUUCAAACAAGAAUCUCAGCAUCACACAGGAGUGACUGAAAAUCUUUGCAACUGCCCUGCUGCCAGCAGAAACCUUUGUGAGCUGCAGAGGCAUGGACAUUGCACUUCACUUGCAAAACCAGGUAUGCACUCAGCCUCUAAAGACGAUGUAGACAGCACUUCACACUGCAGCAGCACUUCAUCUUCCAGUACAGCUUGUACCCCUCGACUCGUGCCUGGGCACCGCAUGUGGGCAGACAAAAACGGGCGCCACGUUCUUGGCUUGAUCGAGGAUUAUAAUGCUCUGAGGAAACAGAUUGCAGAAGGACAACAGGUUUUAGCAGAAAUGGAGGUUUCUUUAAGAGAGGUCACUGGUACGAAACUGCAGGAGCCUGGAAUGAAGGUACCAGACCAGGCAUCACUGCAUGGAUUCUCCACAAGUACUCACACGGUGCAACAGAUUUUGGAGGAGGCUGCACGGUUACUGAAACUCCUCUGGAGAGUUUCCCUUCCACUGAAAGCUGUACACGAUACCACUCAUGGCACUCAGGAUGAGGGAAUGAAAGUAGAAAUAUUUAGAUUACGUAAGAAAUUGUCUGAGCAAGAGAAGAAGUUACACAGCACAGUGAAACGUUUGCACUCCACAAACCAGCUCAAGGAAAACAUGGAGAAAAUCAUCAUUGACCAGUUGGCUUUAACUCAUGAUGUCUUAAAGAAGGCUAGAGGAAACCUGGAGGUCUCUCCAGCUGAGAAUCAAAAAUCACCUUCCUAUGCCAGCAAAAAAAGGAUGCUCUGA
This is a messenger RNA of Indicator indicator, 5907 nucleotides long. It is a transcript of the gene CDK5RAP2, whose product is annotated as CDK5 regulatory subunit associated protein 2. The record is from RefSeq and is a predicted model, not a curated record. The coding region runs from base 16 to 5907 and encodes 1963 amino acids. The transcript has 39 exons. Gene Ontology annotation, cellular component: microtubule plus-end; perinuclear region of cytoplasm; pericentriolar material. Lineage: Eukaryota; Metazoa; Chordata; Aves; Piciformes; Indicatoridae. Gene Ontology annotation, biological process: regulation of mitotic cell cycle spindle assembly checkpoint; negative regulation of centriole replication; centriole replication. Gene Ontology annotation, molecular function: microtubule binding; protein kinase binding; gamma-tubulin binding.